CAUGCGGUGGCGGUAGGACGCGCGGCGGCGAUGGGCGGCCGGGGGCUGCCGGUGCCGCUGCUGCUGGGGCUGCCGCUGCUGCUGGGGCUGCCGGCGGCGGGGCGCGCCGCCUCCAAGGCGCUGGUGUGCCAGGAGAUCACGGUGCCGAUGUGCAAGGGCAUCGGCUACAACCUCACCUACAUGCCCAACCAGUUCAACCACGACACGCAGGACGAGGCCGGGCUGGAGGUGCACCAGUUCUGGCCGCUGGUGGAGAUCCAGUGCUCCCCGGACCUGCGCUUCUUCCUCUGCAGUAUGUACACCCCCAUCUGCCUGUCCGACUACACGAAGCCGCUGCCCCCCUGCCGCUCCGUCUGCGAGCGGGCCAAGGCCGGCUGCUCGCCCAUCAUGCAGCAGUACGGCUUUGCCUGGCCCGAGAGGAUGAGCUGCGACCGCCUGCCGGUGCUGGGGGACACCGAGGUGCUUUGCAUGGGAUACAACCACACGGAAGCCACCACCCUGCCGCCUUUCUUUGGGAAACCCACGCGCCCUGCCAAGGACAUGGCCAAAAACCUGACUCCACUCGAUGGGCAGCGCCUCUCAGGGCUGGACUGUGGUCAGACUUGCAAGUGCAAAGCGCCCCUGAUCCCCAUCUCCAAGGAGUCCCAUCCGCUGUACAACCGCAUCAGGACUGGGAAGGUACUCAACUGCGCCAUCCCCUGCUACCAGCCCUACUUUACCCAGGAUGAGAAGACCUUCGCUACCUUCUGGAUUGGCCUCUGGUCCAUCCUCUGCUUCCUCUCCACCUCAACCACCGUGGCCACCUUCCUCAUUGACAUGGAGCGCUUCAAGUACCCUGAGCGUCCCAUCAUCUUCCUCUCUGCCUGCUAUCUCUUCGUCUCCAUGGGCUACAUUGUGCGGCUGGUGGCAGGGCAUGCCAAUGUGGCUUGCAACCCAGAGCACCACCACAUCCAUUACGAGACCACGGGCCCUGCUCUCUGCACCGUGGUUUUCCUUCUCCUCUACUUCUUUGGCAUGGCCAGCUCCAUCUGGUGGGUUAUCCUGUCCCUCACCUGGUUCCUGGCAGCUGGCAUGAAGUGGGGCAAUGAGGCCAUUGCUAGCUACUCGCAGUACUUCCACCUGGCUGCCUGGCUCAUCCCCAGUGCCAAAUCCAUUGCUGUACUGGCACUGAGCUCUGUGGACGGUGACCCGGUGGCCGGGGUUUGCUAUGUGGGCAACCAGAGCCUGGAGAAUCUGCGGGGCUUUGUGCUGGCACCACUAGUGGUUUAUCUCUUCACCGGCAGCCUCUUCCUGCUGGCCGGCUUCGUCUCGCUCUUUCGCAUCCGCAGCGUGAUCAAGCAGGGCGGCACCAAAACUGACAAGCUGGAGAAGCUGAUGAUCCGCAUCGGCAUCUUCACCGUGCUUUACACUGUGCCUGCCACCAUCGUCAUCGCCUGCUACAUCUACGAGCAGCACAACCGGGAGGCCUGGGAGCAGGCACACAACUGCUCCUGCCCGGGGGACCCUCACCGCCCCAAGCCUGACUAUGCUGUCUUCAUGCUCAAGUACUUCAUGUGCCUUGUGGUGGGGAUCACCUCCGGCGUUUGGAUCUGGUCUGGCAAGACACUCGAGUCCUGGAGGCGCUUCACCACCCGCUGCUGCCGGGCCAGGAAGCCUGCAGGGGCCUCUGUGUACGGUGAGGCCAGCCCGGCCCUGGUGGGCAGGACGGUACUGCCCAGUAUGGCCUCCUACCACAAGCAGGUCCCACUGUCCCACGUGUGACCGGAGGGAGCCUCAGUGACCCCAGCCACGGGGAGGAGAGGGUUGCAAAGACCCUGGGCCACAGAAGAGGUGGUGACAGCUGGGCCACCCCUGGCAUCUUCAGCCCCACCGUGGUGGUGCUGCUUGGGACCACGGGCAUGGAGCAGCUGCAGCCCCAAGCAGGGAAGGGGGAGGUGCUGCCGGCUAUGUGGGGGCAGAUGGACAGGGAGGCCUGGGGCCUGGCACUGCCAUGUAUAUCCUGGUUGGGGUCCUGGGAUGCUGCUGCCUGUGGGCCAGUCAGGAGGCAGUAGCCCUCAAGCACUGAUUUGUGUCCCACAACAAGCCUCUGGGCAGGUCGUGCUGGUGCUGAGGUGAAAGGCAGAGCUGUAGCAGGCAGGGCAGAUGGUGGCCCCCAACCCCAGGUGGGGGCUGGCGCUGCCACUGAGCCCCUCACUAAAGCCCAGAGAGUGGAUCAGGGAGAGCUGGCAGGGGGUGCUGCCUCCCUGGGUGCCCUGGGCAUAGCAGCAGACUGUCCUCAGUGCCCCCAGAGCCCCCAGGCACUGCUACAUAUUGAGGAGGAGGAGGCUGGGGGCCCUGGUGUGAGGCGGAACUGAGCUGCGCGGGCUGGGGGCUUCAUGGGUGGUGGCAGUGCAGGAGGAAGGGGCCGUGGAGAGCAUCUGCCACAGGGACAGGGUCCCAGCUGUCUGCAGCACAGGCAGGGACCAGGUGAUCCCCUGUGGUCCCUUCUGCCCUGGGCAAGCACAUCCGGCUCCCUUCAGUCAGGGCUCAGGACGGGGUGGGAGCUGGCUCCGGUGCGCUCGGCUGGGCGGCACCGGCCCCUGCUCUGCGAUGGGCAGCCAGCUGCACUGCCCAUGGAGCCGCUCAGCCCGCGGAGCCGAGGGCGGCACAAGGGGGCCGUGGCUCCGGGAGCGGGGCUCUCCUGAGCUGUCCUGUGCCCUGGGAAGGGUCGGUGCUGCUCCUUGUCCUGUGUGGGUUGCCUGGGGUGAGGGAGGCAGGUCCUGUGUCCUGCCUGCCAGCUGUGGCAUGUGGCACAACCAGCCCCAGAAGGGUGGUCACAGCCCUGCAGUGAGCAGUGCCUGCACGGGGGUAUCCUGGCCACAUGGUAGGCUGUCUCUCUGGAGCAGCAGCCGGGCUUUCCUGUCAGUCGGCUUCAAUACUUGUUGCUGCUUUUUUCAAAGCUGUGCCUCUGCCAGAGAGAGUAACAGAUUUGAGAGGGAGAAGUUAAUUUAGGAGAACUUAGCAGAGCGCUCGUACCUCUUUUCCUCCAACUUCCCAAGUCUUUUUCACCUCUGUGGAUCAGACAGCAGUUGAGCACUGACAGAACCAUUGCCUGGCAUUAAGCAGUGGUGACAGCUGGGUUUCAGUAAGAAGAAUAAUGGUGAGGGGGGCCCUGCUGUCAAAGUCACUAAAUGCAGCCAGGGCAAGGGGCUCCGGCUGUGGCACGGGAUGAGGCUGGCUGCCUCUGGCUUCAGGCCACUUAUGAAAGCACCUGCGUUUUAAUUUUUUUCCCCUUGCCCUAAGCAGUGGUGAUGUAUGUAACUACCCAGCCAUUACUGGAGUGCUUUUUGCCCUCCUUCAAGCGUGGCACUGUGACCCAGCUGCUCAAGCACUGGAGAACAACUGCUGGCUUUGCUCCUGCAGGGCUGCAAGGAUCUGAUGUUGUUCUUAACACGUUUGGACCACUCCAGUCAAAAAGGUUUCCCCCUCAUUUUAAAACCAAAACUUGGGAAGUAAGGGAACGCUCAAGUGGCACAUCUCCAGGUAAAGGUACUGCAUGAGCGUCUCUGGGGUGUUGUGGAUAGAGGAGACAGAGGUGCAAGGAUGGAGGGCUCACCAGGGACUGUUCAGUUGCACCCAUCCACACUCUUGCAAUAGGACUCACCCCCUCCAGCAUGCUGGAGUACUUUAUUGUGGACAGAAUUGCACCAUAUUGUGUUAGAAGCUGUAAAUAGUUGUAUUAUAGCCUAAUUUGUACAUACAGAAGCCGUAGUGACCUUUGAUACAGGUUAGGGACAGGUGUGUUCUCAGCAGUGAGGGAGGUCAGGUGCAGAGACACUGUAGUAGUCUCUGCUGUAAUCCAGGGCAUUAAAUGAUUCCAACCUCCUCCAUUCCACACCUUGCUGGACUCCUCUCUCUCUCUAGUGCCUUUUGUAGAUACAGCUAAACACACAUCAUGCAAUACAAUGAACAAAACCAUGUCAAAGGUGGUAUUUUGCUGUUUUUGUUUUUUCCAAAGUGCAACUGACUGUGUAAAGAAAUUCAAGAUUAGCUACAAACCGUUGCCUAUUGAAAAAUGCAAGAUCGUUUCCAGCUUUGAUCUAACGGUAGGGUAAUAGAAUCAACUCGUGUUUGAGCCUGGCUUCUCAGCAACAAGUGGCAGGAGGGGGGAUGGAGCCGUUGCCGUGUGCCCUGUCUGCUGUAGCCAAUUUACAUGUUGGGUUUUGCCUCUUCCGUUACUGAUGCUGUUCAAUGUUGCUUAAAUAACUGUACUAUAUUAUGUGAAAAGCUGAAGAAAUUUUAUUCAAAGAGAAGUAUCAAGAUUAGUUAUUUAUGAUGAUAAAAAAAUAGUGUGUGUUGUUUUCUUUA
Sturnus vulgaris (Common starling) is the source of this 4347-nucleotide messenger RNA. It is a transcript of the gene FZD5, whose product is annotated as frizzled class receptor 5. Gene Ontology annotation, biological process: canonical Wnt signaling pathway; non-canonical Wnt signaling pathway. Gene Ontology annotation, cellular component: plasma membrane. NCBI's taxonomy places the organism in Eukaryota, Metazoa, Chordata, Aves, Passeriformes, Sturnidae. Gene Ontology annotation, molecular function: Wnt-protein binding; Wnt receptor activity. The record is from RefSeq and is a predicted model, not a curated record.